This is a messenger RNA of Dunckerocampus dactyliophorus (ringed pipefish), 2062 nucleotides long. Its product is annotated as gastrula zinc finger protein XlCGF8.2DB-like. The transcript has 2 exons. Bases 68 to 1153 code for a protein of 361 amino acids. Gene Ontology annotation, molecular function: RNA polymerase II cis-regulatory region sequence-specific DNA binding; DNA-binding transcription factor activity. Gene Ontology annotation, biological process: regulation of transcription by RNA polymerase II. Lineage: Eukaryota; Metazoa; Chordata; Actinopteri; Syngnathiformes; Syngnathidae. The record is from RefSeq and is a predicted model, not a curated record.
UUACCAACGCUGCAGCGGCGACGGCUAAUCCGGCGAGGCGGAAUCGGGUGAAAACGAUUUUUUAAAAAUGUUGAAAGAGUUGGUGAAGGAGCGACUAAUGGCGGCGGCCGAUGAAAUAUUUGAGCUGUUUGAAAGAACGGUAGCGUCGUACGAGGAGGAACUUUCUCGAACAAGAGAGGAGAGAGAGCGACUACGACAACAACUGGAAGCUGUUGGCCGGACUCAAACGGUGCUACACAUUGAAGACGUCCAGCAGCCCCCCCACGUUAAAGAGGAAGAGGAGGAACUCAGGACCACUCAGGAGGGAGAGCGUCUCCUCGGGUCGCAGGAGGCGGAUCUCAUCAAGUUGCCACUGACUGUCGUGUCUGUGAAGACUGAAGACGACGAAGACCAACCGCCCGCAGUCAACCUCUUAGCGCCGCUGUCAGAUAGCGGCGACACAGCAUCACACUCUCCCGAGGAUGAAGACACCCGAGAAGCUUUGAACAGCGAUACAGACUGUGAAAGCGACAUGAGGACUCACACUGACCUGGAACACUCUGAAUGCUCUAAACAUGAGACGGGCAAGGAACGCUUUACCUGCUCAGUUUGCGCUAAAAGUUUUUCUUAUAAGAGCGCUUUGACACGUCACACGCAGACACACACGGGGGACAAACCUUUCAGAUGCUCAGUUUGCGAUAAACGAUUCUCUCGAAAGCAACACAUGGUGCGACACAUGAGAACACACACAGGGGAAAAACCUUUUAGCUGUUCCACAUGUGGUAAAAAAUUUUGUCGAAAGUCUAUUAUAAUAACGCACCUCAAAACUCACUUGGCCGAAAAACCUUUUAGCUGCUCACUUUGUGGCAAAACGUUUACCCAAAAGGCGCACAUGGUAUCGCACAAAAGAACGCACACAGGAGAAAAACCCUUUAGGUGCUCAGUGUGCGACAAAAGCUUCUCGCUUAAGAGCCAUUUGAACGAACACAUGCUGACUCACACGGGAGAGAAACCUUUUAGCUGUUCAGUCUGCGGCAAAAGUUUCUGUCAAAAGGUCAACAUGCUAUCACACAUGAGAACCCACACGGGGGAAAAACCUUUCGUUUGCUCAAUUUGUGGCGAAAGUUAUUCUUACAGGCGCGCUUUGAAUACUCACAUGCAGACACACACGUGAGAACACAUGUUGUGAGACUUCAGCGCAGCGAAAAUGUAAAAGUUUAAAUCCACUUUUCUUUGAUUGCACUGAGUAGGGUUGGGCAUCGAGGGGAUUAACAUUCCCAUUCUCCUGGGAUUGUUCAAAUGUUUUUAUUUCUAUUCCUAGUUUCGAUGCUCACUUCGCCCACCGGAAGAAAUAGCCGACUGACUUCCUCCAAGCGGUCAGAAUCGGAGAAGUCCAACAAUAAACGACGUCGGUCUCAUGCCAUUGUGAGCCAGGGUUUCAGGAUGCCCGCUGGUGGCUUGGAAGUUUGGUGUAAAUAAAGGACGGGAGCUACGGCUAGGCAAGUUUUAUUUGUUGCCACAGUAUCUCUGUUAGCAACAGUCAAGGAAACUUCUCAACACACAUAACACCACUUCCCGGCCUUCAAAAUAAGAGUGCUUUGCGCUAUAUCCUGUUUAAUUGUGUUAUUAAAAAAAUGUACACCAACAUUGAGGCAGCAAACAAAAUACUACUUUGAUAUUUAUACACUGGUUGAAAAUACCCCUGUAAGAAAGUCAUAGCAAAGUAGAUCAAAAAAAAGUUUAGAUCAUUGGAUAAUUAAUUGAAAAGUUGAGAUAUCUCAUCCAAAAAGAAUUCUGGUCAGCACCCUCAUUUGAACUAUGCAGACUUUUACGACCCUGCCUCUUAAAAGCAUCGGAAUCGAGAAUCCUUAGGAACCGGAAUCGUUCACAUUCAAACUAUGCCCAACCCGAGGAAUGAGACAGGACACACGCUUUUUUUUAUCCCAAGUUAAUGAGGAUGAAGGACUAUGAAGGCAAACCUCUGAAAACAAACACUACUGGACAUAACCAUAUGCUCUAAAAAUGUAAAAGUCAUAUGUAAAGGUUGGAAACUGCAUUAAAAAAAGACAUGUUUUGCCUGUUA